This is a messenger RNA of Sporisorium graminicola, 1032 nucleotides long. RefSeq lists its product as uncharacterized. The transcript has 2 exons. Gene Ontology annotation, molecular function: homoserine dehydrogenase activity; NADP binding; aspartate kinase activity. NCBI's taxonomy places the organism in Eukaryota, Fungi, Basidiomycota, Ustilaginomycetes, Ustilaginales, Ustilaginaceae. The record is from RefSeq and is a predicted model, not a curated record. Gene Ontology annotation, biological process: aspartate family amino acid biosynthetic process; L-homoserine biosynthetic process. The coding region runs from base 1 to 1032 and encodes 343 amino acids.
AUGUGGCCAUCAUCGGCCAAAAAGACGCUUCUCAGCACCCCAACUUCGCCGCUCUCGCUGGCUGGAUCGGCGGACUGGAAGACGCUGCUCGCCAACAGCCCUACCUCUGCGCUUGCCCUGCCAGACUUGAUCUCUGAGUUGCAAAAGAUCACGCGCGAUUCGGGACGUCACACUGCUGUGGUGGACAACACGUCGGACGAAAAGGUGGCUGCGUUCUACCCGCACUUCCUCGCGGCUGGUCUGAGCGUUGUGACCCCGAACAAGAAGGCGUUCUCGGGACCCAUCGAGCUGUACAGCGAUAUCCUCAAGUACAAGUCGAACGACGUUGCUGGUUCCAAGGGACCACUCGUCUACCAGGAGUCCACCGUGGGUGCCGGUCUGCCGAUCAUCUCCACGCUCACCGACCUGGUCGCCACAGGUGACGAGAUCACCAAGAUCGAAGGCGUCUUCUCCGGUACGCUCUCGUACAUCUUCAACGAGUUUUCCACCCCCAAGGGCGGUGAUAAGAAAUUCUCUGACAUUGUCAAGUUCGCCAAGGAAAACGGCUACACGGAGCCUCACCCUAACGACGACCUGUCUGGCUCGGACGUCGCGCGCAAGCUUGCCAUCCUGUCCCGUUUGGUGCCCGAGCUGAAAGACGCGCUGCCUCAGGGAUACUUGAGCGUGCCCACGCACUCGCUGACCCCUGCUCCGCUCGCAGACGUCGCGUCGGGCGAAGAGUACGUCAAGCGCCUCCCCGAGUUCGACGCUGACUACGACGCGCUCAACAAGGAAGCGUUCAACAACGGCUCGGUGCUGCGAUACGUCGGUGUGAUCGAUGUCAAGAAGGCCGAGAUCAAGGCUUCGCUCGAGACAUACCCGGCGUCGCACCCGUUCGCUUCCUCGCUUUCGGGCUCGGACAACAUCAUUGCCUUCCACACCAAGCGCUACUCGGCCCGCCCGCUGCUCGUUCAGGGCUCCGGUGCAGGUGCUGAUGUCACCGCCAUGGGUGUUGUCGCUGAUCUCAUCAAGAUUGCUGAACGACGUUCCUAA